This is a messenger RNA of Amoebophrya sp. A120, 1932 nucleotides long. Lineage: Eukaryota; Dinophyceae; Syndiniales; Amoebophryaceae. The record is from the annotation of a GenBank genome assembly.
AUGGCGCAGGUGGACAGCGAGGACCUUCCGAAGUACAUACCAAAAGCGGAAGUAUGCACAGCAAAAGCAUCGUACUAGUACUAUAAAUCGCGUGACAAAUUUUCUCAGGAGCAUGUUGAGAAACGAAAUUUGUAAUGCGGAUUCAACCUAUUAACAAAGAAACUUGCCAUGCAUAAAUGCAAUUAGUACGAGUACGAUACUUUUGCAAUGCAUAGGCGGCCAAGACCGACAACGACGUUGCGCUGAACACGAAGAAGCAGAUCGCGAACGCCAUCACCCCCUAUCAAAUGUAUAAUUUGUCUGGGUCGGGAUGAAAUUUGUGAUGCUAAUAUGCGUAUGUUGAAAAGACUCACUGCACGAACGCAUGACAAGUUUGCAGCGCGCUUUAUUCUGAUACGAACUCCGCAUUUUUGGAAACUGCGUUUCUGUAUGACAUGUGAGGCUGCCGCUGCCACUUAUUUUGUUGGUCAUGGCUCAGUACAGAUGUCACAGGAAUGUAAAGCCGACUUUCCCGACCCAGGCAAAUUUGCAAUGCAUACCCCCUACCACCUCGCGAUCCUCCAUGCGCAACGGCUGGAGCAGGCGAAAAGGCAACAAGCGGAGAGGCUGGUAGAGCGGAUGAAGAAAAUGAAGGGCGAGUCCGAAUGGUAUGCGCAGUACGCUAUCAACUGUAAAAAUGUCUGGGUCUGGAAGAAUCCAACUUGUCAUGCUGAUUUUGGAUUCUAAAAAAAUCUGUAUUGCAUGAGCAGCAAAGAGAGUCCAAAUUUUGCAGCACGGGAAGAGCAUUUGUCAUGCGGUAUAGGCAUCAGGAAGCCCUCGCAAAAUCUGUGAUGCUAGGGCAUGCAUCACAGACUUGAGGAGUCAUGCAAAAUGAGCAUGACAAACUGGCAAUCUUCCAGACCCAGACAUUUUUACACUUGAUAUACGCGAUCCAGAUGCAAAACCGCGGGUUGACCAAGAAGGCGCAUGAGAUCAUGGCGUACGCGCGCGUAUCAAAAGGAAAAAUCCCCCCUCCCCAUAUCGAAAUGGAAAUCUGUGAUGCAGGAUUUGGGUACACAAAUCGGAUUUGUCUUGCAGUAAGGCAUCGCAGCCAGAUCCUCGGCCUAGGUAGGGGCGUAUAGGUCUAGUUGCUUAGCAUUGCAAACGGGUGCCCCCUAGGCGCAGCAGCAUGCCAAACCGUUUCCAUAAUGGUGCGGAAGCCUCUGCGCCUGUCUUCUUGCAAGACAGACGUGAUUUGUGACCUCAAAUCAGCAACGCAAAUUUUCAGAAACAUACCUUUUCGAUGUGGGGAGGGGGGAUUUUUCACUUUGAUAGCGCGGGCUCAUGCACCAGGCGGCGAACCUGCAGAAGCGCAGCGGGCUGAUGAGCGAGCAGGCGGACAGCUAUCCUGUGUAAAAGUAUCGUACUACGUAUAAAUCGCAAUACAAAUUAGCUCCGCAUUUCACACUUAAAUUUGUAAUUCUGAUUUACCUUAACAGCUAGAUUUGUAAUGCAUACCUGCAAGUACUACGAGUACGGUACUUUUGCACAGGAUAACAGCGUGGCAGCGACGAUUCCCGGCAUCCAAGCAAAUGAAGCAGUAUGGCGUUCUCAAUAAACGUGACACUCUCAACUGUAGUUACACGAAUCUGUGAUGCAAGAGCAGCAAAAAUGAAAGUGGGAAGUAGAUUGCGCGUUUUGCAUUACAGAUUAUCUUCAUGCUGGGUAGCCCUGCUUCGAGAAUCUGUCGUGCUCAGCAGCUUGGUCAACGGGAGGCUGCUGGCAAUUUUGCAUGACAAAUCCGUGUAACAGUUGAGAAUGUAACAGUUGAGAUUGCCAUAAGCAGACAUGGCAGCGUAUGUGAAGACCAUGGAAGACGCGAAAAUAUCUUCGAAUUAUCCUGCGCAAAAGUAUCGUACCCGUACUACUUGCAGUUAUGCAUUACAAAUCUAG